CCCUCCCUGCUUUCCAGCAAGGGAUUCCUGGGCAGGGGCCCCCAGAGUUGCCAUGGUGAAGAUCUUCGUGGGGGGGCUGUCUCCGGUGGUCACGGCCGAGGAACUGCGCAAGCUCUUUGAGCAGUACGGCCAGGUGAACGAGUGCGACAUCCUGAAGAACUUUGCCUUUGUGCACAUGGAGAAGGAGGACGAGGCCCACCAGGCCAUCAGCUCCCUGCACAAAAGCGAGUUCUUCGGGGCCCACCUGACCGUGGAGUACGCCACCUCCAAGAUCCGUAACGCCACCAAGAUCUACGUGGGCAACGUGUCGGCCAAGGCCACCACUGCCCAGAUCCGGCAGCUCUUCGAGAGGUUUGGCAAGGUGGUGGAGUGCGACAUCGUGAAGAACUAUGCCUUCGUGCACAUGGCCAAGGAGCGGGAAGCCAUGGACGCCAUCUUGAACCUGAACGAUACCCCCUUGGAGGACCAGAAAAUCUUCGUCACCCUCUCCAAGAGCAACGGCUCCCUCCGGGCCACUAAGGGGGCUACUGUGCCCACCCCGGCGACCCCGACCCCAAGUUACUACUUCUCUAGGGGUCGCAUUCCCACUCCUGCCCCGACAUACACGCCCUAUUGUCCCAGGGCUUGGUACGACAGAGAGUAUUGCGACCGCUACUCGUACGAGCUCUAUGACCGGGCCCGGGCAGCCUACGACAGGGCCUUGCCUCCCGCAACACCCGCUGCCCCCGCUGCCUACAGGGAAAGAAGCCCCGUGGGCAGGCGGACAGCUACUCCUACCGCCGUAGUGGCCCAAUACACUGAUCCUUAUGCUGCUGCGGCAGCAGCUGCUGCCGCCGCCGCCAACCAAACAUACAGCCAAGCCUACAGCCAACCUGGGUACGCAGCUGCUGCCGCCGCCGCCGCUGCCACAUACUCCCAGUACAGCAUAGGCACCGCCUACAACGUGGCGGAAUACUACGAGAGGUACGCCAGUGCCUACGCUGCCCAGUAUGCGCAGACGUUCUGACCGCGGUCUGCCCCAGCAGUAAGUGUUCAGAGAUCAUAGGUUGCAUGCCAGGUGGCCAAGGUGGGAGGGGGGGCAGAAU
Molecule: messenger RNA, 1085 nt
Organism: Euleptes europaea (tarantolino)
Lineage: Eukaryota; Metazoa; Chordata; Lepidosauria; Squamata; Sphaerodactylidae
Product: RNA-binding protein 4-like
Exons: 1
Coding region: 53-1006 (317 amino acids)
Cellular component (GO): cytosol
Molecular function (GO): mRNA binding
Source: RefSeq, a predicted model, not a curated record